Dicentrarchus labrax (European seabass) is the source of this 4621-nucleotide messenger RNA. Its product is annotated as Translocating chain-associated membrane protein 1-like 1-like. NCBI's taxonomy places the organism in Eukaryota, Metazoa, Chordata, Actinopteri, Moronidae. The record is from RefSeq and is a predicted model, not a curated record. Bases 162 to 1277 code for a protein of 371 amino acids. Gene Ontology annotation, cellular component: endoplasmic reticulum membrane. The transcript is spliced from 11 exons. Gene Ontology annotation, biological process: protein insertion into ER membrane; SRP-dependent cotranslational protein targeting to membrane, translocation.
GUGUGUGGAGAAAGAGAGAGAGAGAGAGGGCAGGGAAAGCUGUAGCCUCCAACUUAGCACCACUUCAGUGACGGCAGCCCGGAGCCGGAGAGAGAGAGAGAGUGAGAGAGAGAGAGAGAGAGAGAGAGAGAGAGAGAGAGAGAGAGCCGUGUCGGGGAGCCAUGGGUUUCCGCAAGAAGAACAAGAGCCCACCGGUGCUGAGCCACGAGUUUGUGAUCCAGAAUCACGCCGAUAUGGUUUCGUGCUUGGCCAUGAUUAUCCUCCUCGGCCUGAUGUUCGAGGUCACAGCAAAGUUUGCCAUCAUGUUCAUCACGGUCCAGUACAACGUCACACAGGUUCUUGAUGAGAAGAGUGAGCCGGUGAACCUCUACCAGUACGGUCCUAAAGAUGUGGCCACGGUGUUUUUCUACCUGCUCAUCGCGGUCAUCCUUCAUGCCUUGAUACAAGAAUAUAUUCUCGACAAAAUGAACAGGAGGUUGCACCUGUCAAAAACCAAACACAGCAAGUUCAAUGAGUCUGGACAGCUCGCUGCGUUCUACCUAUUCUCCUUCAUCUGGGGCUGCAGCAUCCUGACAGCGGAGGACUUCGCAACAAAUCCAACUUUCUUAUGGGAGGGUUACCCACACACUCACAUGGUUUUUCAGGUCAAGUUCUUCUACAUUUGCCAAAUUGCCUAUUGGCUCCAUGCACUUCCUGAGCUGUACUUUCAAAAAGUACGGAAGGAGGACAUCCCCCGCCAGCUCUACUACAUUUGCCUUUAUGUUGUCCACAUCACUGGUGCCUAUGUCUUAAACCUCCACCGACUGGGCCUGGUGUUGCUGGUCCCUCACUACCUGGUGGAGCUCCUGUUCCACGCUUCACGCCUCUUCUACUUCAGUGAUGAGAACAAGCAGAAAGGUUUUACUCUGUGGGCGCUGCUUUUUGUCAUUGCCCGCCUCCUCACACUCACACUCUCAGUUCUGACGUUUGGCUUUGGACUGCCCCGUACAGAAAACCAGGGCUUCUCCCUAGCAGAAGGCAACUUCAAUGUGCUCACCCUCAGGAUGACUUGUCUGGCAGCCAUCUGCCUGACACAGGCCUGGAUGAUGUGGAAAUUCAUUAACUUUCAGUUGAAAAAGUGGAGGGAGCACAGCCAGAACCAGGCCUCAAAGAAGAAGAUGGUCAGCCCAAAGAGUAAGCCUCACAAAAGGGAGCCCACAAGGGGAGGUGCUUCCAAUGGGGUUGUGAAGUCUGAGGAUAAAACAUCACCACGGGCAAGAAAAGCCAAAGCUUCAUAGAGAUGGAAGAAGUGGGGAAACAAACUAAGUGAGGGAGUUCUGACAAUGUGACAUUAUGUCUUUACACAACUUCAAAUUUUGUCUACUGUUCUCCAAAACAAAUGUUUAAGCGCACUAAGAAACCUUACAUAGCUGUCCCUUUGGGGGUUGAUACUCCUUUUUGAAAAAGUUCAGUGUUACUGUCUGCUAGAAGUGUUUAUUAUUAAUUUGGGUUCUCUGCAGAUGGGACGUUGGCAGGACAGUGCUGGUUUUGAUGCUUUAACAGGAUAGAUUUAGCUUUUCAAAGUGUCCUUUUGUGUAAAGCUACGAUCACUCGCCGGGUACUUUAAACUGGGUUGCUCUUCAGUAAUUUGACAUCAGUUAACAUCACAGUACCUUAACAAGCAAAUUCUGACUUCAGGGCAACUUAACAUAAAGUGCAGAUUAACUGUACAGUGUGUUAUUUUAAGUUUGGGCCUUAUUCAGUUACACUCACAAAACAGGCCACUGGCUCAAGUCCCAAAAUAAAGCCUUUCUUGCUCUGCAGGACAGCACUCCUAUAUUCUGCUGUUGUCAGGAAAAGAUCAUUAAUUAAUAUUUGUGCUAUUUAGGUAUUUGGCAUGGCUGCAGCCAGAAAACUGAAGCGUGUGCUUAACUCCUUGAUCAUUUACUGCCAUUAUUUGACAGCCUCUGCCUUUGAAAUCCGACAUGUUACAGGAUUGAGGCACUUUUUGUAUUUCUGUUUGCUUUUAUCACUAGCCUGGUAAUCGGCUUCACCCUGUCACAGGGGCUCAUCCAGGUUAGGUGACUUACCAAGAGGAAGCUGUACUGUAACCUGUAAUGCUGUACUGUAUGCAUACAGUUAAAUCUUUUUAUAAUGGCAUGAUCGGAAACUUGAGCAAGAAACUGUGUUUGAGGCUGCGAUUCAGUCUUUUAUAUGGUAAUAUCAAUGCAUGAUGGUUUAAGGCUAAAGACUUUAUGGCUAGAUCCUACCUGUGCUGUUGAGUUUGCAUCUCUCUCUCUCACUCACACACACACACACACACACAUAUAUACAAUACACAAACACACAAGCAUUCAGUGGCCUUUUUACAACUGCUGCAAGAAGUUUGAGUUAUUUAUUUUUGCCAUAUACUACAAAUAGUUAUUAUUUUAUAUGCUUUGAAAAGCUAUAACCAGCAAACACAGCGGUACAUAGCAACUGCGUUUAGUUAAUCCAAACAAUACAAUCUUUCUUCAAGUGUCCUUAUAAUGUCAGUGGUUCUUAUCACUCGUUCUUCUUGUGUUGCGUUCUGUUUGCCUUCUCUGUUUUCGCUUUUUUUAUUCUUGGGUAUCAGGGGACAAGCUAUUCACCACUUACACUUUAAGUUACAUCCCAAUGGGAGGUGUGUUUGUUCGGGGAUGUGUUUGUAUGCCUGUACACUUACACGUGUGUAUGUGUGUGUGUGUGUGUGUGUGUGUGUACAGUAUUGUUUCGCCUACUGUGUAUGUGAAUUAACUGGGCGUGAAUGAUGAUGAUGAUGGUGAUGACAACGAUGUUUAUUGCUUGUCUCGUUAAAAAAAAUAAUAAUAUUGCCUGCGUGCAGAGCAUGAAAUGUGACAAUCUGUUCAUUGACUCCUGCCCUGUUUGUUGUAUUUCACUUACUCUGUCUUUUAGUUCACUUCGGUUGGGCCCGUCUCAGUGCCCGACACGCACCUGUGUGUAAAACACUGAGCUGUGGAUAGGUGUAUGAUCUAUAGGUUACUAAAUGCUUAUGUGUUCAAUGUCUCUGCCCCUCAGAUACCCUUUCCUGUGUGAGAGAGAUUCUGUGAUUUUUUUUGUUUGCCAAAUGUGGCAUGUUUCGUCCUUCCUGCUUCACCUUUUCAAUGAUCCUGACAUUGCUAUGGAGCACACGCAUUGUACUGUUGGCCAUACUCUUUCCUCUCAUGGACCAAGCCCUGCUCUACUACUAAACCACUGUGCAUGCGAAGCCCAGUACAGACGUGACUGUACUACCUGUCGGCAGACAGUUGGAGUUUGGAGUCUUUUAGAGCAGUGAGGAGAUGAAGAUGCCAUUCAUUUUUUGCUCCCUUUAGCGCUCCUUAUUGGGACUUUGGUGGUGUUUUAAAGCCCUAUGUCUGUGUAUGGCAGUGUCAUAGGAGGGAAGGAGGAGCAGAGGACUUAUGUACCAGCCUGUUAUUAAACUGUCUCAGAUGUAAAAGAGAAAAAAAAAACUGACCUAACCCUACACUGUACUAAAAUAUGUGUCAGAUUUUUAAGCUAUUUUUAUAGAGGGGAAACUGUUGAAAUUCACUGUUGUUCAGUACACACGUGUGAAUAUUUGUUUUGCAUCCAUAUUGAUAUGAAUUGUUUUUUAUAUAAGAAUGAAGCUUGCUGAACUGUUAGCGUGGAUAUACAUUGUGGUAUGAGAGUAAAAAUGUACUUAGCCUAAUGGUUUAUUUAACUUCAUGGCCUUAUUAGAGCAACGUGAACUAAAUUGUAUAACAGUGCUCAGUUAACACUACUGCAGGCGUACGCUGCAGCUAUCACAACUACAUGUUUUAUGAUAGUGAAAUACACCAUCAUACGGACACUAGUCAUUGUCACAUCAGUUUAAAUAUAUAAUCAGAAGAGCAAACGGUCAGUAUAGUGUUUUAUUUGUUCCAGUUCUGCAGGUGUUUCUCAGUAUUUGUGAUUACAGGGCCGGAGGUAGAACCAACAAACUACAUUUUGCAGAGUGAAACCAUCUGUAAGCUUUUCUUGCUCAUCAGAUGUCACACUGUACAACAAUCAGCAGACGUUUAGGCUCUGAAACACGAGCUGCUCCAUAGUUCACGGUCCCCUCGCUUCGAGACACAAUAGCCUGUAUAAUCCCACAGGAAUGCACUUUUUUUUUUUUGCAUAAUAUGCAUUAUGUCAGAGCACCAUAACACUGCUCACUUGGGCUGUUUCUGCAUUGAUGCUCAAGGGUUUUACAAAUUGCCGUUGCUCAAUUUUAAAAACUGUGUGAUUUUGUAAUUGUUGAAAACUUAAAAAAAAAAAAAAAAAAGGCUGCAAUGAUUCAACUGUAUGAGCAACCUCUAGGUGGCAACAAUCAUUAAUGCAUUUGACCAUGAGAUCACUUUAAAAAAAAAAAAAAAAGACCUGCACAGCAGAGACACACACGUGUGUUGUAUUCUAUUAAUUAAUUCUGCAUUGUCCUUGAUUUGUUUUUAUUUUGCUGCUUGUUUAUAGAUGUUGCGAUAUAUUUCCUUUUCAAAUAUGUUGUCUCUGAACUGCUCUGAUGGUAUAUAUUUAUGCAAAUUCUUGUGAGUUCUGAUCAUUUUUUUUUUUGUCACUAUUUUUUUAUUUCAUGUUUGAAUAAAGCUUUUAUUCAUUACACAAA